This is a messenger RNA of Epinephelus moara (kelp grouper), 6948 nucleotides long. RefSeq names its product copine Vb (gene cpne5b). Gene Ontology annotation, biological process: cellular response to calcium ion. The record is from RefSeq and is a predicted model, not a curated record. NCBI's taxonomy places the organism in Eukaryota, Metazoa, Chordata, Actinopteri, Perciformes, Serranidae. Gene Ontology annotation, cellular component: plasma membrane. The coding region runs from base 354 to 2075 and encodes 573 amino acids. Gene Ontology annotation, molecular function: calcium-dependent phospholipid binding. The transcript is spliced from 21 exons.
ACUGAAGACAAAGCGCAGAGAGGAGUCCACCUCUCCAUGUGAUGUGCAGCCGCUCGGUGAGGGCGCAACAGUAAUCUCAGAUACUCCCCGCAUUUUUUUUCUCCAAAAGAUUUUAUUUACGCUGCAUGGAGAGUUAACCAAGUGCGCCUCUGCCAUUUUUUUGCGGGUGUCCACUCACUUAGUGCUCCCUCCACUCCAGCUUCAACAUUUGUGAAGUGGCUGCCUCACCCGCUCGGACCGGGGGCCGUCUGGUCUCUGAUCUGGUCUCUGGAGUCCCCGGAGACUCGACGCGCUCCGUCAGAGCCAGGCUGUGCGGCUCCAGGAUCAGACCCGAGCCACCCCGAGCUCUAGCGAUGGAGAUGAUGGAGGGAGACGUUAUGGACAAACUCGAGGACAUGUCAUCGGUGUACGACUUCGAUCCGAUCACCGGCAACAUCCCCGCCACCAAAGUAGAAAUCACCGUCUCCUGCAGAAAUCUGCUGGAUAAAGACACAUUCUCCAAGUCAGAUCCAUUGUGCGUGCUCUAUACGCAAGGUGUUGAAACCAAACAGUGGAGAGAGUUUGGCAGAACGGAGGUGAUAGACAACACCCUAAAUCCAGACUUUGUUCGAAAGUACAUCUUGGACUACUUUUUUGAGGAGAAGCAGAACCUUCGCUUCGACUUGUAUGAUGUCGACUCUAAGAGCCCAGACCUGUCCAAACAUGACUUUUUGGGUCAGAUGUUCUGUACUCUUGGGGAGAUUGUUGGAUCACCAGCCAGUCGACUGGAGAAACCACUGGGAGGGAUCCAAGGGAAGAAAUGUGGCACUAUCAUCCUGUCCGCAGAGGAGCUGAGCAAUUGUCGAGACAGCGCCACUAUGCAGUUCUGUGCCAACAAGCUGGACAAGAAGGACUUCUUUGGCAAGUCGGACCCUUUCAUGGUCUUCUACAGGAGCAACGAGGAUGGAACGUUUACUAUCUGCCAUAAAACAGAGGUGGUGAAGAACACAUUAAAUCCAGUGUGGCAGCCUUUCACUAUCCCAGUACGAGCGCUCUGCAACGGAGACUACGACAGAACGAUCAAAGUGGAGGUGUACGAUUGGGAUAGAGAUGGCAGCCAUGACUUCAUCGGGGAUUUUACGACCAGCUACCGAGAGCUAGCUCGAGGGCAGAGUCAGUUCAAUGUGUACGAGGUGAUUAAUACCAAGAAGAAAAUGAAGAAAAAGAAAUAUGUCAACUCUGGGACAGUGACCCUGCUCUCGUUCUCAGUGGAGUCAGAGUUCACAUUCUUAGAUUACAUCAAAGGAGGGACGCAGAUCAAUUUCACUGUGGCCAUCGAUUUCACAGCAUCUAAUGGUAACCCCUCCCAGUCCACCUCGCUGCACUACAUGAACCCCUACCAGCUCAACGCCUACGCCAUGGCCCUGAAGGCUGUCGGGGAGAUCAUUCAGGACUACGACAGUGACAAGAUGUUCCCCGCUUUGGGCUUUGGAGCCAAACUGCCCCCUGACGGACGGGUGUCGCAUGAGUUUCCACUGAAUGGAAACAUGGAAAAUCCGUACUGCAAUGGUAUUGAGGGCAUCUUAGAGGCAUACCACCAGAGCCUGAAGACAGUGCAGCUGUACGGGCCGACAAAUUUCGCUCCUGUGGUGAACCAUGUUGCCAGGUAUGCAGCUGCGGUGCAGGAUGGCUCUCAGUACUUCGUGCUCCUCAUCAUCACAGAUGGCGUCAUCUCUGACAUGGCCCAGACCAAAGAAGCCAUUGUAAAUGGUGCCAAGCUUCCCAUGUCCAUCAUCAUAGUUGGAGUUGGUCAGGCUGAGUUUGACGCUAUGGUGGAGCUGGAUGGCGAUGACAUCAGGAUCUCGUCCCGAGGGAAACUGGCAGAGAGAGACAUCGUUCAGUUUGUUCCCUUCAGAGAUUACAUGGACCGGACAGGCAACCACGUGUUAAGCAUGGCUCGGCUCGCUAAAGACGUGCUAGCAGAGAUCCCAGACCAGUUCAUCUCUUACAUGAAGAGCCGGGGGAUCAAACCCAAUCCGGCGCCACCUCCCUACACACCACCCGGACACACACACCACCACCACACACAGAUCUGAUGCCCUCCUCUUGGCUUUUCACUGAAGACUGACAGCAUGCAGCAGCCACACAGAGUCCAGUGGGAACUCUGCCUCCUGUUUUUUGGUGCAAACAGGAGCUGACGCACCAGGAAAUGGGUGUUGAAUUUUGUGCCGUAUCCUCCCAGUGACUAUCGGAGCAGCAUUUUUUUCUUGGUUUGUUUUUCUGUGAUAUGUUCAUUUGGAUGAUUUCUCUUAAAGAGAGGCUCAAACUUUCCAGGACUCGUUGGUGAACGCCUUUUAAAUCGACACUGAGGCAGUGACUGUUUCACAUCUAAUUUGACAGCAGGUUGGUUCAAAGAGGUCAUGUUGUGGUUAAAACUUGUGCCUGUCUGUGGUUGUUUCUCUAAGUGUAUCGGGACGUGAACUUUGACCUAAGCCUUGCUCGUCAGUCAUUGGUGGCCUAAUGCAGUGAUAUUUUUUAGGCACAUUUUACCUUCUGCAAGUAGUUUUUAUAUUUGGGGAUUGUCUCCAUAUCUUCUAAUGCAUCAGUUAUGAUGGAGGAAAAACUACAGGUGUGUAGUUUACACUUUAUUACGUUACAAACAUUAUUCAGGCUUUUCGUACCAUGAGGUUUCACCUCCUCUCUUCUUUGUUAGGUAAAUGUUUAUAAGAGCAUGUUGUAUGAGAAGUUAAAUCUCCAUAUUCCAGUAUAUUUAUUCUCCAGUGUUAUUCAGAGUGGCAUGGACAUUUGAUAGAUCUGUUUUGAAGUGGUCACCAAUUAUUUUCAUACGGCAUAUAAAAAGCACAACCUGUCUCUGUACCAAGGACAAGAUUAUGACGAUGCUAUCAGGUUAAUCACAUUUAAUCAUUUUGAUAGCUGCCAUUCAAUUUAUUUUAUUUAUUCAUGCAACUCAAAAAUCUUUGUACUGCAGCUGCAAUUUAACAUACAAUGCUGAAAAUGUGUCUCAGGCUGGUUUAUGGUUCUCAUUCAAUAAGGAUGAAUUGCCAUCACAACGGACAACGUUGCACAAGAGGAACGUUAACAAAUUAAUCAUGAGUUUCUUUUAAAAUGUAGUGGUUUUGUAACACACAGUAAAUACAACAUAUUACUUUGCUCUAGUCUGACUAAUACCACUUUUAGGUAAUAUACACCACUAAAGCAUAAUAUCCAAGGACAAUAAGGGUCUUAUGGCUAUUACCAGUUCUUGCAGAGAGGCACUGAGUCAAAAUUAGGGGUGUCAAACAUUAACUGUUUAAGUAAGCUGCCAAGAAUAUUUUGACCGGUUACAUGUCGAUCAGUAGGUGAAUUUUGCUACUCUUCAGUUUAGUAGUAGUACUGGCACUGUGCUGUACUGAAUUAAUAACAAAGCUGAUGAGGUAUUCACACUACGCUGGUUACCUAGCCUUGGCUCCCCUGCUGUGCACCACUUGAGUCGUAUGGGCGAUAGCUCACGACGGCACUCAUUUGGCGAUUACUGCUGGUAACGCCAUCCUGACCAAUGAUGGCAGGACAGUGUUACUGCAAAAACAUUGCAUGCCCACCCUCCAGACUCUCUCCAAGGUCGCCCCCAUGAGUAACUGUUUUAAUAUUGAACUGCAAAUCCCCUUUAGCACGUUAGCAGUAUCAGUAUGGCUACUGGUGCUAACAUACAGUAGUUAACAAUGGUAAGGGGUUUUACGGCUCAAAAUGAUGCUGUCUACUCACGGGGGUGACAUGGGGAGAGACACCGGAGGGUGGUCACCAUGUUUCUGCAGCGAUGCUAUCAGCUCGUGUUGCACAGUGCAGAGUGACCAAGGCCAAAGUUAGCUAACCAGUGGAGACUAGAGUGUGGGCAGUGGGCACUAUGUUUCCACAUGUUAGCUGAAUGUCUGUCAGCAAAGCCAACAGAAAUAAAACCAUUACAACACAAACAUUUCACCAACUCCAAAUGGAUAGCGCUUUGAAAUGCGGUGCUAAAGCUAACUGAGUCAACAGAGGGCCAAACUAAAAGGAAAAUGGCUCUAUUUUGUCAUGAAAAUUAACCACUUAGCUACAGGUGAAAAGGUUUGGGGCUUUUAAAAGCAAAAUUAAACGUAACUGACAUCCCUAGUCAAAAUCUUUUUCUCGUAGCUCACCCAUUUCAGUUGAUGCAUAAAUUGAUGUGUACACAUUACAAAUCAAUAAGGGACAUACAGCAAACAUCAGGGAAACAUAACACCCACCCACUGAUGGGUUUAUGUUGCAGAAUAAUUUGGGGCAACCAAAGGAGGCACGAUGAUUCACUGGGGCCAAAUCUCAGUUUUACCCCAGGGCCCAACUACCAGUUAAUCCAGCCCUGAUAUGAUCCAAAAUAUGCCACGUCUGCAACCCAGAGACUUCAUAAGCCAUGAGAGGCCACGCAUCAGCAGCCACAUAACCUCCAGCGUCAUAGACUUCUCACUUAAAGUCGGUGCAAUCACAGCCGGCGUUCCUCCAUGGAGAUUUACAUUUUAUACAGCCUGAUCCUUGCAGCAGUGUAUUACAAGUCUCUGGUGGGAUCCUCAAGUGGUCUCCGGAGCUUUAGGAUUUAUGUUCAUUACAUUCAGUACGUAAGUAAUUCUCUCAUGUGUAAACACAUUAACAAUCUGUCUGUACCACAGGGUAAAGAGGGAUCCUUUUGUUCUAAUCUUAGUUCGGCUUUCUAUAGCCUCCUACCAUCUGUGACGUCGGUCUAGUGUGAAGAAACAAAAACAAACAGGAAUCUACGUAGAAAAUCCAAUUUUACAGCAUCAGUAACAAAGCUUGUCAUUUGAGAUGUGUCCUUGCACAAUGAUGCAACAAUAAGCCCUGAUGGUCCUAUGAUGUGUUGCCUUACAAACAUGCAGAGAUCAUACUGUAGAAAUGAGAUUUAAGGAAAAUGAUCCAUGUAGAGGCGUUUUGAUCAUUAAGGGUACAUAAGUAGGAUCAUAACAACCACAAGGAGUUUUUGAUGAAAGUACACAAAGCAGUGUAAGACUCAAAUCUUCUCUCUCAUCACGCCUGCCAUCUGACAAAUUACAUAGUAUUUUCUGCUCAAGUUGCGGUAACAAUUUUUCUGUCCAGUUUGUCUUGUUUCUCAUGUUUAUAUUGACAUGGUACACUAUUUUCUUGAUUAAACGAUCAAUUCUUUGGCCAAUAAAACUUAAGAAAAUAGCGAAAGUGACGUCUUCGAAAGGUAUAGGAACAAAAAUCCCAAACUAUUUUGUUUAUUUUUAUGUUUGAUGAGGAAAAGCAUCAAAUCCUCACCUUUAAGAUGCAUGAAACAGUGACAUUUUUGCUUAUUAUUAAGUUGCAAAUUAAUUUUCUGUUGAUCGACAAAUUGAUCAAUCAACCAAUUAUUGCAGCUCAGGUACACUGGCCAUAUCAUCAGCUUUUCUACUUAAGGAACAGGACACCCUAAUAAAAAAAAUAAAUAAAUCAGGCAGUAGACAGACUAAAAAUUGAAGGCAGUCAUACAUGCUGCAUUAAAAAGAAGGUAUUUCUACAUGAUGGAGAGUCUUCAUUUACUUAGUUUAUUGACUUUUUGAACUAUUGGAUGGAUUGCCUUGAAAUCUGGGCUCAGACGUAUUCCUCAGAGGAUGUAUCCCAAUCCCUGACUUCUCUUGUAGCAUCAUUAUCAGAAUUUCAAAUUUGUCCUAUACUUAUAUUUAUGACCAAAUAAAGCAAAUGUUAGCAUGCUAAUGUGCAAAGGUAAGAUGGUGAACAUGAUUAACAUUAAAACAUCAGCAUGUUAGCAUCAUUAUUGUGAGCAUGUUGAUGUUAGCAUUUAGCCCAAAGCAAUGCUUUGACUCAGUGCAGCCCCAGAGAGCUGUCAGCAUGGCUGUAUCUAAUUUUUGUCCUUUGUUUUUUGGCAUUACGUGGACAUAAACUGCUUCUAAAUCUUACUUUUUCCAUCUUUGCAAAUCUUUCACCACAGCCAUUGCUCUUCUCUAAGUACUAUUGCUCCAAUUUCACUUGGUUUUAUUUACUUCCAUAACCUUCAUGCACCCCUCAUUGGUGUAGAGAGUAAACAAAACAGUGCUACAAUGGGUAUAAUAGCCUGUAAAAGGUGCCCUUUCCUUAUGAACCAACAAAGUGCGGCAGAGGCAGAAUUAAUCUGAGCUGAAAAAGGUCUAUUCAAAUGUCUAAUGUAGCAAACUAAAGGCCUUAAUAAUGUGAAAGGCAGUCACUGCAUCUCAUUUAGUCCUGUGCUGAAAAGCAGCUCAGUUGGAUAAGUAUGGCUCUGGGUAGGUGGAGAGAAAAUUAUUUGGCAAACAGCUAUUUGCUUGUAAAUCACUGUGGUGUGAGAGAGGAAACAGUUAACAGUGAAAAGAUAAGCGUGGACUUCUAACAGAAUGUAAAGUGUACGAACAGCUGGUUUGAUCCCAACAGCACUUUAUCCUCGCGAGGAGUGCUCAUUGUAUAUGUUUGAUAUAUUUUUAGGAAUAUUACUGUAUUGAAGAUAUUUAUUUAUUUUUGGAGUUUGUAUGAAAAGCCAUCGCUCCUGUCGUCUAUGGUGACCUCUUAAUGCCCUGAUUUAUUAGUAUGAUGAAUCGACUGCAUGUUUUCUUGUGGUGCGUCGAAGAAUGCCGCCAUCUGUAAAAUAGGAACUAGCCCAACCAGAUUACAUGCAUGUCAGUUGCCAAACAUGGCAGUAAAGCUCUGUGGACUGUUCUUCUCUCUCGUGCCUGGUUCUACAAACAUUUUUUGUCUCACCAGUGGUUAAAAACUGUAGCUGAAUUAGCAUGUUACAGUUAACACUUUUUUUUAAUAUUCUUUUUUUUGUUUAUUCCCACAACUUCUCUUUGUUGUUUAUAUCUCUUGAGUUUUCUGAUUUGCAUGACUCUCUACUUUCUUCAAAUGGGUUUUUAUUGUACAUGAUUAUUGUCAUAUGGUGGGUUGUGAAAUGCUUUGUAUUGGAUUGCCUUAACUGGA